This is a messenger RNA of Branchiostoma floridae (Florida lancelet), 1096 nucleotides long. Its product is annotated as U6 snRNA phosphodiesterase-like. NCBI's taxonomy places the organism in Eukaryota, Metazoa, Chordata, Leptocardii, Amphioxiformes, Branchiostomatidae. The coding region runs from base 127 to 1068 and encodes 313 amino acids. The record is from RefSeq and is a predicted model, not a curated record. Gene Ontology annotation, molecular function: 3'-5'-RNA exonuclease activity. The transcript is spliced from 7 exons. Gene Ontology annotation, biological process: U6 snRNA 3'-end processing. Gene Ontology annotation, cellular component: nucleus.
AUGCCCAGUACAUCCCACAAUGCACCAUAAUCCAACAUGGCUGCGCCCAUGCAAAAACAAACCUGGCCAAGUGAAAGUUUACUUUACGUUUGUAGUUAGAUUCUUUGGUUGUUUGUGUACUACAAAAUGGCUGGAAAGUCGUCCGGACUGGGAGCUCUGGCGUGCUACGGAAGCUCAAGUGAAGAGGAAGGACCGAGUCCGUCCAAAAGUUUGCAACAACAACAGACUGGGACUGGCGAGCUUCCGGGACCAAAACAACAACAACAUAAAGAUGUUGUUGUGACGUUACAGAACAGUAAAAGGAAACUGGAUAAUGUUGACGAACGAUUAAUACCUUUGGGUAAAGAUACAAAAAGGACUCGCACAAAAGAUCUGGAGAAGAGGGUCCAGUUGCCUUCUGUGCCGACAGACGUCCUUCAGAUGUUCUCUGACCAGCAGGCGAUUGAGGCAAAAAGAGACAACCCAGAGGAGCAUGGAGGAAGGAUACGCUCAUUUCCACAUGUUGCUGGCAACUGGGCAACACAUGUCUAUGUGUCUUUUGAGCCAGACGCAGAUUUCACAGACGGAGUGAAGCACCUGCUGGGUAGCCUGGAGGCAGAUGUGCAGCUGCAGCAGGUGCAGGACUAUCACAUCAGUCUGUCCAGAACUGUGCCUCUCACCUUCCACUGGAUACAGCCCUUCAUAGACUCACUCAGGGACGCACUCAGGCACACAGAGAGAUUCUUCUGCACAUUCCAUGGAGCAAAAGUAUACACAAAUGAUGAAAAGACAAGGUCAUUCCUGGGCCUUGAGGUCACAGGUGGUCAUAACCACCUGUUGCAGCUGGUACUAGGUGUGGACAGCUGUCUGGAGGAAUUUAGACUGCAGAAAUAUUACAAGAAUCCCUCUUUCCACAUGACUGUAGGAUGGUGUGUCGGAGAUGUUCACGAGGACACCCAACAGUUCAACCAAAAACUGCAGGCCAGCCUAGCAGAGGCCCAGGAAGAGUUCCCUUCCCUGGGAGGCUUCCUGGUGCAGGAGAUAAAGUGCAAGAGUGGGAACAGAUUCUUCUCUUUUCCACUCAGAUAACAGUUAAUGUAAACUGUAAAUUCUUUCA